This is a messenger RNA of Didymodactylos carnosus, 1251 nucleotides long. NCBI's taxonomy places the organism in Eukaryota, Metazoa, Rotifera, Eurotatoria, Philodinida, Philodinidae. The record is from the annotation of a GenBank genome assembly.
AUGCCUGAAAAGGCCUACCCUGUUAAUCAAUUAAACAUUUCCGCUAAACAACGACAUUUAUCAAAAUUGACUCAAAUUUUUAAAUGUUAUGGGGACAUUGACGCAAAAUAUUUCAAAAAGUUUUAUCAGCUCGAUUGUAAAAAUCCAUUUUUGGAAACACUUUCACGACUACCCAUGCCAGACGAUGUUUGUGAUGUAUUUAAUGGGUCGGUGAACGGAAAAGCGUUGUAUUCGAAAAUUUCUAGUGACUUCAAAUCUUUUACAAAUAAAAUAAAUAAAAAUGAUAUUGAACUUAUGUCGAAAUCUUGUCCAGCGUGUCAUCAUGUUCAAAUUAUUAAUAAACAAUUAUAUCUAGUCCAACAAAAAUCACCAAGUUAUGAAACACGCAGUCGAAGUUCAAAAAUGUUGCUGAAAGAAGUAGUUGAUACAUUUGAAAAUAUACCAGAUUUAGAAAUGUUUUUAGAUUUGCUGAAUUUAAACGAACUAAAUGGAGUCAAGUUUAAUGUACCAAUAUUUGGUUUGACAAAAAGUACGGAACGUCUAAGCCAGUAUUUUCAUUCUGAUGGUAUCAUCUUAAUGCCAUGUUUCUCAUUCUGGAGUUGGCCUGAACCGAGACUUGGACGGUGGCGAAAUAAAUUAGAAACAGUUCCACAAAUAGCCGAAAAAAUUCAAUUUCAGGAACGAACUAAUAGUGUAUUUUGGAGAGGAGCCCCGACAGGUGAGCGACAAUGGUUUUCUAUGCUGAGUAAAAAGAACCAAUCAAUAUUGGAUAUUGAAUUUAUACAAUGGUCAAAUGUCAAUAUUAUUAUGUUAAAUUACGCUGGAAGUUAUAAAACCAUCGAAGAACAUUGUCAAUAUAAGUAUUUGUUACACCAAGAGGGAUAUUCUUAUUCAUCUCGCUUAAAAUAUUUAUUAUUGUGCCGUUCCGUUGUUAUUUUUGCUCAAUUUAACGGCUGGGAAGAAUAUUGGUAUCCUCUACUAGAGCAUAAAGAUAAUAUUGUUAUAUUCAAAGAUAAUGGCAAUGAAACAACAUUUUAUAAUUUACUCCAGUAUUUAUUUGAUAAUCAAAAAAAGGCAGAAUCCAUUGGUAAAAAAGGUCAGGAAUUAGUCCAAACAUAUCUGAAUGAACAAGCUGUCAUUUGUUACAUGAGAAAUCUUCUAAUUGAAUAUAGUAAAUUAUUCAACUAUACCCCUACAGUUCAUUCGAUGGCUAUCAAAAUAGAUGAUUUCAUAUUAAGUUCUAAUCCGUAG